Messenger RNA from Trematomus bernacchii (emerald rockcod), 3814 nucleotides. It is a transcript of the gene ankrd24, whose product is annotated as ankyrin repeat domain 24. Bases 122 to 3427 code for a protein of 1101 amino acids. The record is from RefSeq and is a predicted model, not a curated record. NCBI's taxonomy places the organism in Eukaryota, Metazoa, Chordata, Actinopteri, Perciformes, Nototheniidae. The transcript is spliced from 23 exons. Gene Ontology annotation, molecular function: actin binding.
CAGCAGUGAGCCUCCUGUGUUUUUACUGUAUUCCGCUGAUGGGACAGAGGAAACCCUGACUCACCUGGAGCCGGACUGUCCUCCACAGUGUUCCUGUUGAGACAGAGGCCAUCAAACCACUAUGAAGAGUCUGAAGGCAAAGUUUAAAAAGACUGAGAGCCAGGACUGGAGUAAGAGUGAUGAGAGGCUCCUGCAGGCUGUGGAGCAGAACGAGCCCGACAAAGUCUCCGCUCUCAUCGUCAAAAAAGGCCUCUGUCCCACGAAGCUGGACGGCGAGGGCAAGUCAGCGUUCCACCUCUCUGCGUCCCGCGGCCGGCUGGACUGUCUGGAGGUCAUCAUCGCUCACGGAGCCGACGUCAACAUCACUGAUGGCGCUGGCUUCAGCGCCCUUCACCUCGCCGCCAAACACGGCCAAUCAGAAUGUUUAAAGAGGCUCCUACAGGAGAGAUUAUCAGUAGAUUGCACAGACAGCAUUGGUAGGACGCCGCUUCAUCAUGCAGCGGUCAGUGGUUGCUUGUCCUGCUCUGAGACAUUGUGGGAUUUUAAAGCCAGUCUGGAUGUCCAGGAUGGGGACGGGGAAACCCCUCUGAUCUUGGCAGCUCAGAUGAGCCGAGUGGAGCUGUGUGUCUUUCUGCUGGGUCGAGGUGCCAAUGCCAACAUUCAGGACAACCAGGGAAGGUCUGCCUUGAUGCUGGCGUGUGAGAGUGACAGCAUGGAGACAGUAGAAGCUCUGCUGAGAGGCGGGGCCAACACGCAGCUGGAGGACGCCCUCGGACACAAUGCCAUCGACUACAGCAUAACCACGGGCAACCAACUCAUCAUAGAGAUGUUGCAGAACGGUGUACCUCCAGCUCCUGAGGGCGAGGAGCCCCCUCAAAUCCCCUCAGGCGCCUCAUCAGUGCAAGGGGGCACGACCCCCCGCAAACGGAAAGCUCCUCCACCGCCGCGCUCUCCUUUGCAGAUCAAGGGGAUGCCACCUUCUCCACACCCCAGGAGUCCUGCUCUUCCUGAGCCCCAGUCUCUCUCUCCCUCUCCCCAGCCUCCAGAGACACAAUCAGCCAUGCAGGCGGAGGACGAGGAGGUGUUUGAGGAGAUUCGACGGCUGCGUCAGGAGCGAGGCCGCCUGCUCCAGAAGAUCAAAGCCUUGGAGCAGCAGCACCAGAGCGCCCUCUCUGCCUUGGAGGAGUUGUCGGAGCUAAAGCAGCGUCUAGAGGAGGCAGAGGCGGAAAGAGACCGGCUGCUUGAGGAGCUGAAGGGAGGCCAUGGUAUCGGGGCGAGUGACUCUGAGGACAUGGAUGAGAUGUUUGACUUCCCAGAGAAGCUGCUCUCCAAGCGCUCCAGAGCCUCCCCUGCUCAGGAUGAAGAAUCCUCUCAAGGAGACUCGGCCGAGCCCUCCCCUGUCCCCAGAGACUCAGGAACUGUUGCCGCGCUGCACAAACACAUGGAGGAACUUACCUCACAGAACUCUGAACUCACUCUCAAAGUGCAGAUGCUGGAGAUGUUCGAGAAGGAUGACACGGACAUGCAGACCUCCAGUACAGACUUUGUCCCCAUAGUUCAGUACGAAACCCUGAGGAAGGAGUUUGAAGUCCUGCAGGAGCGCCUCUCUGCGGCCCAGGCUUCAGACGAGGCCUCCAGCGUGGCGGAGGAGCGUGAUGAGGAGUCUCAGGAAGGAGGUGCAGAGACUUUGGAGGCUCUGAAGAAGAAGAUGCGAGCGCUGAAGGAGCAGCUGGCCUCCUCUCAGUCUGAGCUGGAGGAGCUGAAGGAGCAGAUGCGUCUCGGGGUGCUUUCUGUGGAGUGUGGGGAGAGCGCCGCAACAGGUGGAGGCGAGUCUGCAGAGGAGGGUCUGAGAGAGGAGGCGCAGCAGCUGAGGGCCAGGGUGACGGAGCUGGAGGAGGAGCUAGCCGAGAGAGAGGGCGAAGCAGGCGGUCAGAGCAGCCGGGACAGUGACAAAAUCAAACAGCUGACGGAGAAAGUAGAGGAACUCCGUGCUGCUUUAUCCAAGAGAAAAGAAGGCAAAGGAGAAGAGGGGGAAGCGGUGAAGUGCCUCCGUGACAAAGUAGCUGAGUUGGAGGCAGCCCUGGCAGAGAGUAAAACAUCGGGGAAAGAAGGAGGAACAGGAGGAGAUGGAGAUCAGGUCCGGCGUCUCCAGGAGCGUUUAGGGCAGCUGGAGGGGGAGCUGAGGCAGAGUGUUGCCCGCUCGGAGCUGGAGGAGGUGCAGGUGAAUCUGGGGCUGCAGUGUGAGCAGCUGGCCAGGGAGAGGGCGGAGGUCGCCCGGAGGCUCAAUGUCGCUCUGCUGGAUCUGGAGAGAUUCAGGCCUCCUCCACGGAUAGAUGAGGACGAGGAGGAGGAGGAGGAAGAGGAGGAGCGUUCAGAGAGCUCAGAGCGCUCAGGUAGAUCUGAGCUCUCCAGACGCUCCAUCACGGCGGUGAGGGAGGAGCUGGAGGUGGCGAGGCAGGAAGCAGCGCAGGCUCUGGACUGUCUGUGUGCGGAGAGGGAGUGCCGCGCUCAGGACGCCCUGCAGGUGAAGGGCGCCGUGCCUCUGUCCAAACACAAGGAGGCGCUGUCCGCAGUGUCAGAGCAGCUGGCUGACACUCUGCAGGAGCUCCAGGAGGAGAAGAGCCUCCGAGUUCAGGCUGAGGAGCAGACCGCCACAACAGAGGCCAAACUGAAGGACCUGCAGGAGGCUGUGCCCAAAGAGGAGCAUGAGAAGGUCAAGAGCGAGCUGCAGCAGUCCCUCCAGGCCAGUCAGAGCAGUGCAGCAGCAGCUCAGGAGGCUCUGCACGAGAAGGACAUGGAGCUGAGAGAGAUGAAGUCCCAGAAGGCUGCAGAACAGGGUCUGAUCUCCAAGGAGGACCACGAGGCCCUGAGGCUCGCCUUGCAGGCUGAGAUCAACGCCGCAGCAGCCCGAUUCAACGACCUCACCCGCAAACACGAGAAGACCUGCACUGAGGUGUUCCAGGUGCAGAGGGAGGCUCUCUUUAACAAGAGUGAGCGGCAGGCAGCGGAGUCGCAGCUGAACACGGUGCAGCAGCAGCUGGCCGAGCUGCAGGGCAGAUCCAGCCACAUCCAGGACCUCCACAAGGGCAUCCAGGACUCCCAGGGCCUGAUCAAGGAGAAGGACCGCAAGAUUACAGAGCUGUCCAAGGAUGUGUUUCGGCUAAAAGAGGCUCUGGGAGCUCUGUCUCCUCCUCUGGGCAUCACCUCUUCCUCCUCAUCAUCAUCAGCUAUCCACCAAAAUAACCCUGGCCAGCAAAUGGCACUACAGAACAGGAUCGCCAUACUCACCCAGCAGCUUCAGGAUUGGGAGAGAAAGCACAAACAGGUGGUGACUGUGUACCGUUCACAUUUACUGUCAGCUGUACAGGGCCGGAUGGAUGAAGAGGUGCAGGGUCUGCUACUCCAAAUCCUGAGGAUGUCCCAUUAGUGACACUGCAGCUUAAAACGUCUACAAAUCUCUCUCUUCCUCCAGUCCCUUCACAGGUCAGCAUGAAACAGCUCCAGCUCAGCAACCUGUGGGACCAAGCCAAAUACAACUGACCCGUGUUCAGACAUCGCUGCAUGAGUACAAUACAGUAACUGAAACAACAGCAGCAAGGCUUUACUGAGAAAGCAAAGGGAAAUAGUGUUACUUCUAAAAAAAAAAAAGAGUGCCUUCAUGGCUGGAUAAGUUGAAUGACAGCAGCCUAUACGUCGGGUUUAUAGCAGAAUGUGAAUAGUGAGUGGUUAUUUAGGAGUUAGAAUCCGGUGCAUUGAUUGUGUGACAAGCUAUUGAUUUUAUACUAUAUUGUUGUAAUAAAAAAAGUCAAACAAA